This is a messenger RNA of Helianthus annuus (common sunflower), 1206 nucleotides long. Its product is annotated as phosphoglycerate mutase-like protein 1. The record is from RefSeq and is a predicted model, not a curated record. The transcript is spliced from 10 exons. Lineage: Eukaryota; Viridiplantae; Streptophyta; Magnoliopsida; Asterales; Asteraceae. Gene Ontology annotation, cellular component: cytoplasm. Bases 179 to 1033 code for a protein of 284 amino acids. Gene Ontology annotation, molecular function: phosphatase activity.
AACAAAUGUAGAAGACGACGAGUGAUAUGUAAGGUGAAGAAACGAAAAGGGUCAAAGGAGAGAGAGGGCAAUUUGAAUCACAAGUUUCAACCACAAAUUGGCAUCCUCACUAUCAUCAUCAUCAUCAUCCAUAAGUCGAUUUGAUCAUCCACUCUGCUUGCUACUUGUCGCUGCAGCAAUGGAUAUGGAUUCGACUUCCGGUCUGUAUCCAUUGCAUCGAUCCAAGACUAUUCACCUGGUUAGACAUGCACAAGGGAUUCACAAUGUAAUAGGAGACAAAGAUUAUAAAGCCUACAUGUCCCCCGACUAUUUCGAUGCCCAGCUAACCCCUUUAGGCUGGCACCAGGUUGAAAAUUUGCGCAAGCACGUCCAUGCAUCAGGGCUCGCCAAAAAGAUUGAUGUCGUUAUUACAUCUCCCUUGUUAAGGACUAUGCAAACAGCAGUUGGAGUCUUUGGUGGGGAGGGCUACACGGAUACAGUGGAUGCACUACCGCUGAUGCUAGCAAAUGUUGGAAACAGUGCUCGAUCUGCAAUUUCAAGCCUAAACUGCCCCCCUAUUAUCGCAGUAGAACUUUGUCGAGAACAUUUGGGUGUUCAUCCUUGUGAUCGUAGGAGAAGCGUCGGCGAAUACCAAUGCCUAUUUCCGGCAGUUGAUUUUUCAUUGAUAGAGAGUGAUGAGGAUGUUUUAUGGAAGGCUAAUAUAAGGGAGACAAGAGAAGAGCUUGCAAUCAGGGGGAAAAAGUUCUUCGAUUGGUUAUGGACACGGAAAGAAAAGGAGAUAGCUAUUGUCACUCAUAGUGGAUUUUUGUUUCAUACGUUAGCUACGUUUGGCAACGACUGCCACCCAUUGGUCAGGAAAGAAAUCACCAAACAUUUUGCCAACUGUGAGCUUCGUUCCAUGGUGAUUGUUGACAAAAGCAUGUUAGGAUCAGAUUCAUCAACGACUGAUUAUCCGGGAAGGAUUCCGUCUGGACCAGAUACCCCGAGCGACGAAAAAAUUGCAAACGACAAGCCGGUUUCCGGUUCCACUUGAGGCGAUCUCUCCUUCAUAAGUUAUUCAUUUAGAGUCGUAUUUUGUCUCAAAGCUGAAACAUGGUAAUGCUACAUUUGAUGUGAAAUAAUUCUGUAUUAAGUUUUGAUCGCAUGAUCGACAUUUUUAAAUGUUACUCCCCUGCAGUUCACUAUAAAAUUUAUGCUGCUGUCUUA